Nicotiana attenuata is the source of this 2163-nucleotide messenger RNA. RefSeq names its product zinc finger protein CONSTANS-LIKE 9-like. The transcript is spliced from 6 exons. Gene Ontology annotation, molecular function: protein binding; zinc ion binding. NCBI's taxonomy places the organism in Eukaryota, Viridiplantae, Streptophyta, Magnoliopsida, Solanales, Solanaceae. The record is from RefSeq and is a predicted model, not a curated record. Bases 360 to 1598 code for a protein of 412 amino acids.
UUUUGUAGAUAUUAUGAGAACUCAACAGUUCAACAAAUAGUGUCCAAAAGACUUUCCAUAAACCAACCCUCCUAAAGAAGACAUUUUGGAAACCGGAAAAAAUCCUAUCUUUCUUGUUUAAGGGUUUUUGUUCUCUACUUUGAGAGAAAAAAAAAAGCUGCAGCAAAAGGAGUUAAUUAUCAGUACUUAUUUCCCUUUCCUUGUGUACUGUGUAUCUUUUUUGGUCAGCUUACAGUUAUAUCAGGUUCUUGUUCCUUAUUGUAGAAGGUAACAAAACAGUUGAGCAAAUCAUCUUCUGUUGCUUAAAGUCUAAAACUUUCUAUCUGAAGGCUGAAGAUCUUGUAGACGGGGAAAAAGUUAUGGGUUAUAUAUGUGAAUUCUGCGGAGAACAACGAUCGAUUGUAUAUUGUCGAUCUGAUGCAGCGUGCUUAUGUUUGUCAUGUGAUCGAAAUGUCCAUUCCGCAAAUGCCCUUUCGGAACGUCAUUCGAGGACACUUAUAUGUGAAAGAUGUAAUUCACAACCAGCUGUUGUUAGGUGCAUCGAGGAAAAAGCGUCGCUUUGUCAGAACUGUGAUUGGUCAGGUCAUGCUAGUAGUUCCAGUUCAGGUUCUAGGCACAUGAGGCAAGCGCUUAGUAGUUACACGGGGUGUCCUUCCGCUGCUGAACUUUCUAAUAUCUGGUCAUUUCUCUUAGAUGACCCUUCAAUUGGUGCUAGCUGUGAACAGAGAAUGGGUACAAUGACCAUCAAGGAUAACCGCUCGAGAGAUGUUCAAGGUCCUCAAGGGAAGGAAAACUCACAAAAUAUGCGUGCUGCAGUCGAAGUGAAUGACAUGGAUAUUUCAGAAAAAUCAAAUCUUUUGGUGGAAUCAUCUAUGCCUACUCUUGACAACAAGCAGCAUCAUGUGGAACCGCCUAUUGGAUCCUCGAAUUCUGCUUUGUCAAAGGGAGGCUAUAUGGGAGCAAAAGGCUCUAGCUUAUUUGAGGAGGAUCCUUAUUGUGACAAUCUUAUUAUGGAUGCGGUGGACUUGAGUAUUGAGAAUUACGAAGAGCUAUUUGGUGCUUCUCUUAAUUAUCCAGAUGAACUAUUUGAGAAUGAAAACUUCGAUGGUUUAUUUGAGAUGAAGGACAUAAAAAGUGCUGACUCCAACUGCCGAGGUGCUAAUGCUGCCGAGGGAUCACCUAUUGCACGGGUGAACAUGGUGCAGCCAACAUGUAGCAACGCAGAAUCUGCAGAUUCUGCGAUGAGCUGCAAGACGGAUUCUAUCCUUUACUUUGCUAGACAAUCUAGCCUUUCAUUUUCCAACCAAACUGGAGAGAGCACCGCUGGAGAUCACCAAGACUGUGGAGUCUCCCCAAUGCUACUAAUCGGAGAGCCGCCACCGUGGGGUCCUCCUUGCCCUGAACCUUCGUCGCCAUCGACUAGCAGGAUCAAUGCUGUGUUGCGCUACAGGGAAAAGAAGAAAACAAGGAAAUUUGACAAGCGAGUGAGAUAUGUUUCCCGCAAGGCAAGAGCUGAUGUCAGAAGGCGUGUGAAGGGACGGUUUGUCAAGGCUGGUGAUGCUUAUGACUACGAUCCACUCCCGACCAGAAGCUAUUGAUUGUAAACUUUCUUAUCAUACAUAGGAUUGCUAUUGUUUCUGAGCAAGGAAGCUCAAGCUCGAAAGUAGAUACCUUCGCUUCACCAAACAACUAGGAAAAAUUACGAACAUGCCUCCUUUUGCCAUUUCUUGAGCAGACGACCAGCCUUCUUUCCAGAGGGCGAUCAAGAUUCACCUUUCUCGACUCAAAUUAUGAAUGCAUAGAGUACGCGGGACUUUCUCUACCUUGCUUCUGUUCUUGCAACUCUAACUUGGUGACAUCACACAUUUAAAGUGCUCGCAAAUUUAGCUGUACAUUCGUGUCCGAUCAGGAUUUGUAUUGCUUGGCUAUUAUGUUAACUUUUCAUGUAUAUUCUAGUCGGUGUGUAGAAAUUAAGGGCUAUAAAGUUCGACGAAAGCUUGUUUUUGUAAACUAGUUCAUUUUUGCCUGAUAAAAUGUGGAGAUGGAGUAUGGUUUGAGAGGAUCAACAAUGAUACUGCAAUAAUCCUCUCAUAUUUUACAUGUUAUGUAUUUUUGGUAGUUACAUGAGUCGAUGCAAUAUGUAUUAUCAUCUUAAUUAUUGUC